CAGCGGCCACAGCCCCGGCCCCACCUCUCACCGCCGCAGCCGCCACAGCCCCGGCCCCACCUCUCACCGCCGCAGCCGCCAGCCCCGGCCCCGCAGCGGCCACAGCCCCGGCCCCACCUCUCACCGUUGCAGCCGCCGCAGCCCCGGCCCCACGUCUCACCGCCGCAGCGGCCACAGUCCCGGCCCCACCUCUCACCGCAGCCGCCACAGCCCCGGCCCCACGUCUCACCGCCGCAGCGGCCACAGCCCUUGCCCACCGGCGGCACCAGCACCCAGGGCGCCGUCAACGCCGGGGUCAAGAGCUCAAGUGCCUCCAGUGGCGACGGCGCGCACGCGUCCAACAUCACCUCGUCCUCGCAGGUGAUCAACACUCCAACUGGUCAGACCUCCAAAACCAGCACCUCGGGCGCGGGCGCGACCUCAGGCUCGGCCGGCACCUCUGGCCAGGCCGGGGCGAACGCAGCCGGCACAUUUAAAACCGACCUCCGCCUGCCGGAAUUUCCCGGCUUCCCCAGCAGCAAGAAGGAAGGCGCUACCAGGAGCCACUCGAACAUCCACGUCUCGGGCAGCAAUUCCAGCUUGUUCGAGAUCAACCAGAGCGCCAACAACACACUCGUCCUGCCGCCACCGCUUUGA
This is a messenger RNA of Pollicipes pollicipes, 636 nucleotides long. Its product is annotated as proline-rich receptor-like protein kinase PERK9. The record is from RefSeq and is a predicted model, not a curated record. The annotation marks the transcript as partial. The transcript is spliced from 5 exons. NCBI's taxonomy places the organism in Eukaryota, Metazoa, Arthropoda, Thecostraca, Pollicipedomorpha, Pollicipedidae.